This is a messenger RNA of Prorocentrum cordatum, 433 nucleotides long. The record is from the annotation of a GenBank genome assembly. Lineage: Eukaryota; Dinophyceae; Prorocentrales; Prorocentraceae.
CCAGACGAGUUCUGCCCUCCGCUCAACGCCGUGGCCAUCGCAGGAGGCUUGGCGUCGGCCUUGCUGGACAAGGUCAAGAACGCCUCGCUUGGGGUUCCGGGCGACGCCGCGGACGGGAAGAAGGACAAGAAGGGCGCGCCGAAGGCCAAGGCGGACCCCAAGGCGAAGGCCAGGGCCAGCAGCUCGGCCGCGCAGGACACGCCCGCGACCCCGGCCAUGCCGGAGGGGGGCGACCUGGCGGCCUCGCUGGCGUGCCUGCAGCGGGCGCUCCAGGAGGCGCUGCCCGAGUACUUGGCGGCGCAGCGGGCCCCCGCCAAGGAGUGCCCCGCCAACGGCGAGCUGGCAGGCGCCCUCCAGCGCGGCUGCGUCUACCUGGCACUGCACGCCGACGCGGACGCCGCCUUCGACGCGGAGAGCGGCGGCUACGCGCUGA